Messenger RNA from Eurytemora carolleeae, 2684 nucleotides. Its product is annotated as zinc finger protein 142. Gene Ontology annotation, cellular component: nucleus. Gene Ontology annotation, molecular function: RNA polymerase II transcription regulatory region sequence-specific DNA binding; protein binding; DNA-binding transcription factor activity, RNA polymerase II-specific. Bases 99 to 1844 code for a protein of 581 amino acids. The transcript has 7 exons. The record is from RefSeq and is a predicted model, not a curated record. NCBI's taxonomy places the organism in Eukaryota, Metazoa, Arthropoda, Copepoda, Calanoida, Temoridae. Gene Ontology annotation, biological process: regulation of transcription by RNA polymerase II.
UUUUUUGUGAAUGAUGAGUUUUGUGACAUCUGACGAUCAUUCUCCGUUAUCCAAUUAAAUCUUCAUGAUUCUGGAACAAAAUUUAAUUUUUCAGAGAAAUGAAGUUGGUGCGCCGGUAUACACCAGAAUACUCGACAAAUAGAGAUUUUGACGCGGAGCUUGUGUGUUCUGGAUUUAAACUCAACUCGCACAGGCUUGUGCUAGCAGGUGCCAGUGUAUUUCUUGCUUCAAUUCUCCAGGAAUCAGAAUCUGACGAAGCUGUCCUACUCCUUCCUGAAUAUAAACCUGAAGAUGUCCAGCAGGUGUUUGAUCUACUCUACGGAGCAGACCAUGAACUACCUGGAGAGGAGAACCUAGAAAUCUACAAGAUCUUGAGGGAUCUUGGGAUUGGAACAUUUCUAGCAAAAUCAUCUGAAGUUGUGGAGAACGGAGCCUGGGUGGGUUGUGAGGUUAAGGUUGAGAUCAGUAAACUUAAGGAGGAACUAGACUCAGAUCAAGGUUCAGAAUACCAUCAUUCAAUCAGAGAUGAGGGGGUUGAGGAGGAGAGGGAUAUUCUGCUGUCAGCUGAUGUUUGUUUGGUGGAUUUUUCGAAUCCGGGUUCAAAAAAAGACGAACCAUUACCAAUGUCAGAUAACAAAGAAUUCCACGAAAAAAUGGCCCCAGUAAGAAUUGCUAAGGGAAAGAAAACAGGGGAAAUAAAGGGACAGAUAUCCUGUAGUGAAUGUGAGUUUUCCACUGGAAAAGUGAGGAAUCUACAACGACACAUGCACAGGAUUCAUCCGGGAAUGAAAGUAAAUGUUGGCGGUAAAGCUGGAGAUUUUUCCUGUAAUGAAUGUGAAUAUACAACAAACUAUAAAUACAAUCUACAAAGACACAAGGAAAGAUUCCAUUCAGGAAUAAAAAAAUUUAAAAAUGGAGCUCCGGUUCGAAGUUACCCCUGUGAUCAAUGUGAAUUUUUUGGAGAAUCCUGGGCGAAUAUAAAAGAACACAAAAACAAAGCUCAUAAACGACGCCCAAGUAUUUUCCACCACUGUAACUAUUGUGAACAAGUUGAGAGCAGCAAGAAAAAACUUAGAAUUCAUAAACUGAGCGUUCACUCUACUGAACCUGCAGUUUCGGGCUCUGUCGGUCAAAACGGAGAAAGUAGGUGUAGGUGGACUUCUUGUAAUAAAUGUGAUUUUAUCACACCCAUGAUAAAAGAUUUAAAAGUGCACAUGAUGGCGGAGCAUAAUUGUUUAAAGUUCCAAUGUGAUGAAUGCACAUAUGAAUGUGUGCUACCCCGUAGUUUGAGAUUACACAAGGCUAAACAUCAUGAAGGUGUUCACACCCAGCACUCUUGUAACAAGUGUGAAUUUACAACUAUUGAUCUGCCUGCACUAAAAUCACACAUGAAGAGUAAUCACGAUUGCUUAAAAUAUCUGUGUGACCAGUGCGCGUUCGAAUGUAUGUUUUCCGCCAGCCUUCUGCUCCACAGGAGAAGAGUCCAUGAUAAUAUCAAGUUUCCCUGUAAUGAGUGUGAAUAUAUUGGAAACUGUGGAAGUAAUUUGAGACAACACUUAGACACCAAGCAUAGAGGAGUAAAGUAUAUGUGUGAUCAGUGUGAGUACUCUACUAGUACUCCAUACAAACUGAAAGCACACUCCAAGGUAGCUCACGAGGGAAUUAGGUUUAAAUGUGACGAAUGUGAACACAUUACAACGACGAAGAAGAACUUGUUAUCACACAAAAGUCGUGUUCAUGAACGUAUACGGUUUCCUUGUGAUGAAUGCUGCUAUGGUGCCUGUUCAAAAUACAAGUUGAAAUUACACAAGAAGAAACGGCAUCCUGUAAAAGAAUUGAUAUAGUUAUAAGCUACAGUCUAGUAAACAACAAGAAAAUGUUCUGUCUGUUUUCUAAACUUUAAACAGACAUAGACAAAACAAUAUAAUAAUUUGAAUGUAAGAUCCUGCAAACAAACUGUCAAUGGACCUUAAGAGUAUUUUUUAUGAUUAUUACACGGGGUUUUUUUCUCUUAAGGGACUUUUUAAUUUUUCAAACCAAAAGUCAAUAAUUUUUAUGCUUAUUUAUUUUCUGCAUUUGUUAUGUCAAUAAUUUAAAUGUUUUCUGAGAUCUCAAAAUCUAGUCAGUUAAUUAGUUUCAGUGUCUUGUCUUGUUAUUCUCCUUUCUACAAGUAAAUCUGUAUUCAGCUAUUAAUUAAUUAAUUAAAUUAUAUAUUUCAGAAAAUAUGAUUUUCCUCAGCAUUUUAUCUUUAUUAAUUAGACAAUGUUAGAUAAACUAACAAUAAAAUACAGAGAAGAUUAUGUAAUUGACCUUUUAGAAAUUUUGAAAAAUACACAACUUAAUGUUUAGAGGGAUUGUCCACGAAAUUUUAAUUGGCCUUUUGUUAAUUGUGCCAUCAACAAACCACAGUCCAUAGUAUCCUUAGUCUUUAUCAGAUCAUUUUAUUGACAGCGAUUUCAACUAAUAUCCAUCUAAAAACACUUGUAUAAUUUAAAGAGUUAAGAAGAAAAAUAUCUUUUCAUUUGUAAAAAUUGUUAAGUCGGUUUGAAAUUUAAUCCCCACUUCAAAUUUUGUCAAUAAUCCCUUUGGUAAACGAAUCUUUAAUUUUGUACGUUAGUUGACUUUCUUCCAUUACAGUUCUUCUGGAUUAUUUCCAAAUUACAGCAAUAGGGGCGGAUAUAAGG